UGCAUAGAGAUGCAAGCAGCUUGAAAUUUUUAAAAGAAUUUAAAAAAGAAAAGCAUAUUUAUAUUCUAGAAAACAUUCUUUAAUUUUAUUUGACUCCAUCAAAGUACUUGGUUUUAGCAUUCUCCUCUACCAUAUAAAGUCUCAUUUGGCUGUGAAUCCUAUUCAAGCUGCCUUUUCAACCCCGAUAAAUAAAAUCACUUAUCCAUCUAUUUCUUCUAUUCUUCUACGCGCUCCUUCUCUCACUGAAAACGCUUCUACGUUUCUCAUCUAACGUCACUCUUGCUGUUCUUCUUCAAUCUCUCUCUCUUUUUCUUAUUGAAUACAGUUAAUGUCUUCUUUGAUUUCUCUUGUGUUGUUUUGAAAUUCUCAAAGCUCUAAUCCUCCCUCUCUUUCUUUGUACAUAGCAAGGAACAAGAAACAGAACAACCAGCCAUGGCUGCCAACAAGUUUGCAACCAUGCUGCACAGAAAAACCAACAAGAUUACCCUUAUUUUAGUCUAUGCUAUGCUUGAAUGGGUUUUGAUCGUUCUUCUCCUUCUAAAUUCUCUGUUUUCUUAUUUGAUCAUCAAGUUUGCUGACUACUUUGGCCUUAAAAGGCCCUGCCUUUGGUGUUCUAGGCUUGAUCACUACUUUGAGCCUGCAAAGUUUCAGAAUUCUUAUAGAUCUCAUGUGUGUGAAGCUCAUGCCAUGGAAAUUUCCAAACUGGGUUUUUGCUCAAAUCAUCGAAAACUAGCUGAAUCGCAAGAUAUGUGCGAGGAUUGCUCGUCCUCUCCGCAAGCAGAAUUCUCCAAUAAGUUUGCUUUUUUCCCAUGGAUGAAGAAACUAGGAGUCGUUCAAGAUUGUUGUGGCGAUAAGGUGAGUGAAAAUGUUGAAGUGACUUCCAAGUGUGCUUGUUGUGGUGUUUGCUUGGAGAAAAAAUUAUGUUGUCCGGAUAACUAUCUGAUGAAGCCUUCUUGGGGGGAUUCAGAUAAUAUCCAUAAAGGAAAUUAUGUUUUGGAAGCAGAAUCUGAUGAUAUAAUUGAUGAAGAAGAUCAUUAUGAUAGAAAAAGAUCAGGUUUUGUCUGUGAUCGCUGUGGGGAAGAACAGGGGAUUGAUAAAAACAGGGGAGUGGAGGACAGAAACUGUGAGGAGAAAACAGAGGAGAAUCUUUCAUACUUUGUUUCUAGCUUCGAUUGCAAGGAAACGGUUCCUGAUGAAAGUUGUAAAACGGAAAUAUUAAUGGAAAAAGGGCUAGAAUCAGUCGAGAAGGAUGAAUUGAACGUGUCAGUUAAUGAUCCCUCUUGUGAUCAGGCGGUGACGGUUCAAAAAGCUGGUUGCAAAAAAGAUGUUUCCAGUGAAAUUCAACCUCAACAUCUAGAAUUCUACAUUGAUCAAGAUGAUUGCCACUUGAUUCCAAUUGAUUUGAUGGAUUCCAGUCGAAUGGAGAAGCAAAUUUCAAACAGGAAUGAGAAGAGAGAGGAGGAAAAUUGCGGUGAUGAAGAUUUUGUUUUGGAGUUUGAUAAGCAUGUUGGGACACAAUAUGAAUUGGUUGUUGAGGACAGGUUCAAUUUAGAUGAGAAAGUGCCACUGCUUCCCAUCCAAGAGGGUGAGGAGGAAACUAUGAUUGCAGAGCUCGAGUCAAGGGAAUUUGAUGAGAAUGAGAGUUCCUCAGGGGUGCUCGCUGAUUAUGAACUGAAGGAGGACUUGGAAGAGGUCGCCAUUGCUCAACCGACGCAAAACCCUACUAGCAAUGGCGAUGAUGUUAUUCAAGAAGGAUCAGAGAUAACAGGAGAGGAAAUGGAAUCAGAUAAAAAUCAAGUGUCCGAAGAAGUGCUUCAGAUGCAUAGCGAUGAGAUUGAAGCAGAUAUAUCAAUAGGGACAGAGAUUCCUGAUCAUGAACCAAUUGAAGAUUUUCAAAGUCGAGAAGCUCAUCCUUCAUGUCUGUCAGUACCAGAAGAUCUUUCAACCUGCAUUGCCAAUUAUCAUGCCUGUGAUGAUGGUUCUAAGCAAGAUGAAGAAGAUUUAGUAGAAUUUAGGGCCAUAACAGCUGAGACAAGUGAGCCGGUGAUAAAUAAUCAUUUAUCAUUGUGUUCAGAAAGCAAUGAUAUUGAGGAAGAUAAGAUUCCUGAUACACCAACUUCUGUAGAUAGUCUCCAUCAUUUACACAAGAAACUGCUAUUUCUAGAAAAAAGAGAAUCUGGCACAGAAGAGUCUUUGGAUGGAAGUGUCAUUAGUGAUAUUGAAGCAGGUGAUGGAGUUUUGACCGCCGAAAAGUUGAAAUCGGCUUUGAAAGCUGAAAGGAAGGCUUUACGUGCUUUAUAUGCUGAAUUAGAAGAAGAGAGAAGUGCUUCUGCAGUGGCUGCCAACCAGACAAUGGCAAUGAUAAAUAGGCUUCAAGAAGAAAAGGCUGCAAUGCAGAUGGAAGCUUUGCAGUAUCAGAGAAUGAUGGAGGAGCAAUCGGAGUAUGAUCAGGAAGCUUUGCAGCUUUUGAAUGAACUUAUGGUAAAGAGGGAGAAAGAGAGGGCAGGGCUAGAAAAAGAGCUUGAAAUGUGUCAAAAGAAGCUGCAAGAAUAUGAGACAAAAGGGAAAUUAAUGAUGUUGAAAAGAAGGAAAGAAAGUAGCACAAGAAGUGGAACUUCCUCAGCUUCUUGCAGCAAUUCAGAGGAUAGCGAUGGACUAUCUGUUGACUUGAAUCAUGAAAGGAAAGAAGAAAAUGGUUUCUAUAACCAUCAAGAAACUAGUAAUCAGAACACCCCUGUUGAUGCAGUUCUAUACUUGGAGGAGUCAUUGGCUAAUUUUGAGGAGGAGAGGCUAUCUAUUCUUGAUCAACUCAAGGUUUUGGAGGAUAAGCUCUUUACACUUAGUGACGAAGAGGAACAACAUUUUGAAGACGUAAAAGCAAUCGAACAUUUAUACAAAGAGAAUGGAAGUGGCUGCAGUGAGAAUUUGGAUCACAGCAGUGAAACAAAUGGAGUUGCAAAUGGUCAUUACAAGGAAAUGAAUGGAAAUCAUCAUCAAGAAAGAAAAAACUUUGGUGCAAAGGCAAAGAGACUUCUUCCACUUUUUGACGCCAUUGAUGUAGAAACUGAAGAUGGGAUGCAAAAUGGGCAUGCAGAAGGAGUUGAUUCUGUUGCCUUGCUGAAAUCAAUCAACAAGUUUGGAGUUGAAAGCAAGAAGCUUGCAAUUGAGGAGGAAGUAGACCAUGUCUAUGAAAGGCUACAAGCACUGGAGGCAGAUAGAGAGUUUCUCAAGCAUUGCAUCACCUCCUUGAAGAAAGGGGAUAAAGGGAUAGAGCUUCUGCAAGAGAUUUUACAUCAUCUUCGCGAUCUAAGAAGCGUGGAACUCCGCGUAAGGAACAUGGAGGAGGGUGCUCUAUAACGACAUUGUGCUCAGCUAUCUCAAAGAAGAUAAUGGCAGAUUGCAUUAUGGAAGCUGAUAAAAACAGCUGAAAAUUGUAGAUUGGAGAGAACUGACUUUCUUGUUCAAAUGAUACAAGACCAAAUGCAAUGCCACAUUUUUUCAGCAAAAUAUGUCGUAUGGGAAGUUCGUUGAUGGAGGGGGAGGCUUCUGCUAUGGUCUGUUUGGUGGUCAUGGUGGACUGCUAGAUAUGAAAGUCUGCCUAUCUUUCACUUUUGUCUCUUUUAAAUUUUUUGUGGUUUAUAUAUAUAUAUAUAUAUAUAAGUCCAAGUAGCCCAAUUUUUUGGUGGGUUAGUUGAGUAAGCUUGCCAUCAACUUUUUGAGGGAAAGGAAGAUGGUGAGUGUGUGUGUGUGUGUGUGUGUAGGCUAGUGGAAAUGAAGCCAAGCUGUCAUUUGUAUUGUGAGGAAGGGCCUGGCUUGCAAAGCUGGAGAGAGCCAAUGAAGAUUCCAGUGCCAGGUACAUAGCAGCAUUAGUUUAUUUAGACAGUUAGGAGAUUAGGAUACUCUUUUUGUAAUUUUUUUUUUAAAUACACUUAUGAGAAAGAAAAGAAAGGGUAAGUAACCCUUCCUUUUCUUUCUCAUCUUUGCAUCAUUUCAUCAUAUGGGGGUUGUUUAUUAUUUGAGGGGCAAGGCUGUGUUACUUGUAUACUACAUGUAUCCAUUUGUAAAUUGCAUAUAUAUGAAAAAAGUGAGUGUGUUUAUUCU
Messenger RNA from Hevea brasiliensis (rubber tree), 4101 nucleotides. RefSeq names its product myosin-binding protein 2. The transcript is spliced from 4 exons. Gene Ontology annotation, molecular function: myosin binding. Lineage: Eukaryota; Viridiplantae; Streptophyta; Magnoliopsida; Malpighiales; Euphorbiaceae. Bases 433 to 3357 code for a protein of 974 amino acids. The record is from RefSeq and is a predicted model, not a curated record.